AUGGCCGGCGGCAAGCGCCGCCACGCGCGCAACCCCACCGCCGGCGGGCCCCGCCGCGGCUCGGGCGCCGGGAGGCGCCGCCCCUUCCCCGAGCUCCCGUCCUUCGUAUCCCCGGCCUCCGUCGCCGCCGCCUUCUCCUCCCCGGCCUCGGGCGGCCGAGGGCGCGGGCGGGGCGGGGGAGGGGCCGGCCGGCGCGGCGGCGACACCGCGGAUGGCGGCGCCUGCCACGCCGUCCCGUUCUGCUACAACUCCGAGCGGGGGACGCAGGCGCUGGAGGUGACCAUCGACACCGCCCCCUGCGCCGAACCGGCCGCGGCCUCGGUCCCGCUGUACUUGUACGGCCCCGAGUUCGUCGGCGGGCUCGAGCUUGGGUUUCACGAGGACGAGGAUGCGGACGAGGAGGGGGCCGCUGAGGCUGUACAUAUUGGGCUAGGUUUCCGGGACAGCGGCAACGAGGAGAUGGAGCUCGAAUUGGAGGAGCUGGAGGAGGAAGAUGCCUCCUUCAAGACGCCCAAGCGGAAGCAGCAGCAGAAGGUGAAUCGCAAUCCGGGAUUUUUGUCGAUUGGGGGAGUCAGGAUCUACACGGAGGACAUCUCGUCAUCGGAAUCAGAGGAGAUGAGCGGCUCUAACGAGGAUUCAGAAUCCGAAUCAGGUGACGGGGAGAGAUUUGAGAAUGAUGAUGGCAAAAGCGACGAGGAAGGUAGUGAGGGUGAGAGGGAUUCAGAGGCCGACGGUGAAUCAUCAGGGUCAGAAUUAGAUGAGGAUUUGAGCAUCGGGGAUUCCUCUUCUGUUGAUGAUGAGGUUGUUGCCGAUUACAUGGAGGGGAUUGGUGGGAGCGAGGAGCUGUUGAGCAGUAAGUGGAUCGCUGGUAUGAAUUUGGGUGAUGCAGACCCUGCAGAGCAGAUGGAUACAGAUGAUGAUGAGGAUGAGGAUGGUUUUGUGAAGAAGGGGAAGGAGAAGCUUGAGGGCUAUGCAAUAAUGACUGCGUCAGAGCAGUAUGGGAUGAAGAGGCCAAACUCGGCCGAACGGCAGAAGGGAAAGGGAAUGGUUUGUGAUAGGGAUUUGCCAAGUAUGCGGGUGAUGGAACUGGAGGAUAUGUUUAUGGUGAAGGAUGUACGCGUGGCCAAUAGGUCAAGGAAGGGUUCGAAGACUGGAUCAUCAUCCUCUCAGCUCUCACGGUCCUGGCCUAAUGAGGGUAGGAAGAGCAAAAAAUAUCAUAGCGUGCCAGGUGAAAAAAAGAAGCAUAGGAAGGAACUAAUUGCAAAGAAGCGUCAACAACGAAUGCUAAGUAGAGGAGUUGACUUGGGGCAAAUAAAUACGAAGUUGAGGAAAAUGGUUGUGGAUCAGGUUGAUAUGGUAUGCUUUCAACCAAUGCACACUCGGGACUGUUCUCAGGUACAACGCCUUGCAUCUAUUUAUCAAUUGAAGAGCGGAUGUCAAGGUUCAGGCAAGAAGAGAUUUGUCACUGUGACAUUAACUGGACAGUCUUCCUUGCCAUCUGCCAAUGGCCAAAUUCGACUUGAAAAGCUUUUGGGGACUGAACCUGAGGACUUUUCUGUCAACUGGGAGAACUCUAAAGGCCCAGCAGGACAGAAGGGCCUUUCAGCUCCGGGAAAGUUAGCAAAACAUCGCGAAUCCAGUGGAAAGAAAUCAUCUUCCAAGAAACAGGUCUCAUUUGCAGAGCAUCCUGUAUCUUUUGUCUCAUGUGGCACCAUGGCAGAAUCAGUUACGGAGACAAUAGCUGUUGACUCGAUUGGUGGUAAUACCUCAUGUGGAAAAAUUGCUGAAAGCAACUCUACCCAGCUGGGCUCCUUUGAGGUGCACACCAGGGGCUUUGGGUCGAAAAUGAUGGCAAAAAUGGGAUUCAUUGAGGGCACUGGCCUUGGCAAAGAUGGCCAAGGUAUAGUGCAGCCAAUACAAGCCAUCCAUCGUCCCAAAUCUCUUGGACUUGGUGUAGAGUUCGACAGUAAGGCUGAGGCAAUUAAGGCAAGGACAGAACCCAUCAAAGCAAGAUCAGAGCCAAGUAAAGUGAGGCCAGAGUCAAGGCGAAAUGUGCGGGCACUGGAGACGAGUGGUGUUGGCUCCUUUGAGAGACACACAAAGGGUUUCGGAUCCAAAAUGAUGGCAAAAAUGGGGUUUGUCUCAGGCUCUGGGCUUGGGAGGGAUGGCCAGGGCAUUGCCACCCCCUUGACCGCUGUAAGGCGACCCAAGUCCCGUGGACUGGGAGCCAAGGACAAAUAUUAACUUAUGCCAUUUUCACUUUACAUGAAUCUCGCUUUUUGUGUACUUGUUACAGGUGUUUGCCUUAGAUCACAUAGGUGCUCGCUGGGAGAGCGCAGCCCUUGGAACACCCUGAGAUGGUGAAACGGGUUCUGAUGCCCCUAGCAGUAGCACAGGAUUUACCUUCUGUCGACACUGUUUUUCACCUAUUUCUUUCAACCUCUGAAGGAAGUUUUAAAUUAUUUUGUUCUCUCGAA
Molecule: messenger RNA, 2477 nt
Organism: Panicum hallii
Lineage: Eukaryota; Viridiplantae; Streptophyta; Magnoliopsida; Poales; Poaceae
Exons: 6
Coding region: 1-2244 (747 amino acids)
Molecular function (GO): nucleic acid binding
Source: RefSeq, a predicted model, not a curated record